UGCUGUCCCAGACACUUCGGGUGUCACAACAAAUACGGGCCGAACAUACAAGCAUGAUCACGUAUUGGUUGUAAAAAAAAUAUGCACUUUCCUUUCUUUGAUGGAACUGUUCAAGACGUCUUAGUAGGAAUCCUCAAUGUGAAGAUGUUUGGAAGUGGUACUAAGGAGUGGUUUAUCAAGAAGAAUAAAAGACAGAGGACUAAAGGAAGGAAACCUGUCAACAGGAAGAGAAAGAAAUGGGUGGCUAAGGUCCUGAAGCAGCACAGGGAGAUGAUCCUGAAGGAACUGGAUGUCAACAAGGUGCUGCCGUACCUGGUGUAUGACAAAGUGUUUUCUCUCGGGGAAUACAAAGAGAUACUGGGUCAAGACUCCAGCAAGAAACGAGCCGAGCUCUUCCUGGAUCAGCUAUCGCUGAAGGGCCCGUGUGCGUUCAACGCCUUCUGCUCCGUGCUGGAGGAAGUGUGUCCUCACCUCCUCACCUGCUUCCUGUUGGAUUGUGAAGAUGGCUCAGCUGGAGGAAACAAGAAGCAAGGACAAACUAAACCAGCGCACAGUCAAGAGAAUGCGCUGUCCAAGGGACAAGACACGGUUUGUUUUCUACCUAUGUACACAGACCCACUUUUUGACACAAGGGUCUUCCCCAAGCACGACAAAGACGAGUACGGGCCUGCAGUUUACUAUCCCAAGAUCCACGGUUUCAUUGGCACACCAGAAAACAUCUCUCUGCUGGAAGAAUCUGAGGGAUCGGUGUACGGCAAACCAUCCCUGCGCAGAAUCAAGGGCCGAAUCCACCGCAGCAAGAGCCUGGACGGCAUCGACCUGCUGGACUCCAACAGUGCAGCAAUGGAGGAGACAGUGAUAUGGGAACAGCACACUGUAAAUCUACACAGGGCUCCGGGGUUUGGCUUCGGGAUCGCUAUCUCAGGCGGGAGGGAUAACCCUCACUUUCAGAGCGGGGAGACGUCCAUCGUCAUAUCUGAUGUGCUGAAGGGAGGCCCAGCCGAGGGCCUGCUGCAGGAGAAUGACAGAGUGGUGAUGGUCAACGCCGUCUCCAUGGAUAACGUGGAUCAUGCGUAUGCAGUGCAGCAACUUCGGAAAAGUGGGAAGAAUGCAAAAAUAACCAUCAGGAGAAAGAGGAAGGUGCAGGUCCCCAUGGGACGCCCGGGUGAACGCGAGACCAUGUCGGAGCAUGAUGAGGACAAUGACAGCUACGAAGACGAGAUCUACGAGGCCCGGAGCGCACGGAGCGGUCCGAGUGCCUACAGCGGGGGCGGAGCCACGGGCCGGAGGAGUGGCAGGGGUGACCGGCUGGGCGGGAGGAGGGACCGAGACAGAGAGCGCAGCGGCUCCAGAGAGAGGAGUAUGUCCCCACGCUCAGACCGCCACUCUGUGUCCUCCAACCUCACCCCACGCCCAGCCAAGGUCACCCUCAUCAAGUCCCGCAAGAAUGAAGCAGAAUACGGGCUUCGCCUGGCCAGCCACAUCUUCGUAAAGGACAUUUCCCCCGAGAGCCUGGCAGCCCGAGACGGAAACAUACAGGAGGGAGACGUAGUGCUCAAGAUUAAUGGCACGGUGACUGAGAAUCUGUCCCUGAUCGAUGCUAAGAAGCUGAUCGAGAGGUCAAAGGGCAAGCUGAAGAUGGUGGUGCAGAGAGACGAAAGGGCGACCCUGCUCAAUAUCCCAGACCUGGAUGACAGCAUACCUUCAGCUAAUGCCUCUGACAGAGAUGAUAUUUCAGACAUCCACUCCGUGGCCUCCAAUCAUUCCAACCGAUCCCACGACCGGAAGAGGAGCAGCCGCUCUCGUUCUCCGGACCGCCGCUCCGAGCCCUCGGACCACUCCAGACACUCUCCGCCACAGAUCAGCAACGGCAGUCACCGAAGCCAUGAUGAAGACAGGGUCUCAAAGGCUGGGCCGCUUCCCGUACCUGCUAAGAUGGUGGAGGAGAUGCCGAAAGAGCAGACUGCAGCCAGAGAAGAGAAACAGCUCCCCCCUCUGCCAGAGCCCAAGCCUGUGUACGCUCAACCUGGCCAGCCUGACGUGGACCUGCCUGUUAGUCCGGCAGAUGCCCCAGUGCCCAGCGUUACGCACGAUGACAGCAUCUUACGGCCGAGCAUGAAGCUGGUGAAGUUUAAGAAGGGCGAGAGCGUGGGGCUGAGACUCGCUGGUGGGAAUGACGUUGGGAUAUUUGUGGCGGGAGUUUUGGAGGACAGUCCUGCUGCUAAAGAGGGCCUGGAGGAGGGAGACCAGAUUCUCAGGGUAAACAAUGUGGAUUUUGCAAACAUCAUCCGCGAGGAGGCAGUGCUGUUUCUGCUGGACCUGCCCAAAGGAGAGGAGGUCACCAUCCUGGCCCAGAAAAAGACAGAUGUAUACCGGCGCAUUGUAGAGUCCGACGUAGGUGACUCGUUCUACAUCAGGACCCAUUUUGAGUACGAGAAGGAGUCACCCUACGGCCUGAGCUUCAAUAAGGGGGAGGUCUUCCGAGUGGUCGACACCCUUUACAACGGCAAACUGGGCUCUUGGCUCGCCAUCCGCAUCGGCAAGAACCACCAAGAGGUGGAACGGGGCAUCAUCCCCAACAAGAAUAGGGCUGAGCAGUUAUCGAGUGUCCAAUACACUCUCCCAAAGACUCCAGGAGGGGAUCGGGCUGAUUUCUGGAGGUUCAGAGGCCUCCGUAGCUCCAAACGCAACCUGAGGAAAAGCAGAGAGGACCUUUCUGCACAACCCGUCCAAACAAAGUUCCCCGCCUAUGAAAGAGUGGUGCUUCGAGAAGCUGGGUUUUUGAGGCCGGUGGUCAUUUUUGGGCCUAUUGCGGAUGUUGCAAGAGAGAAACUGUCCAGAGAGGGUCCUGACCUCUUUGAACUUGCAAAGAGUGAACCCAGAGACGCAGGCACAGACCAGCGCAGCUCUGGAAUCAUCCGUCUCCAUACCAUUAAACAGAUCAUUGACCGGGACAAGCAUGCCGUGCUGGACAUCACCCCCAAUGCGGUGGAUCGUCUGAAUUACGCUCAGUGGUACCCCAUCGUGGUGUUCCUGAAUCCCGACAGCAAGCAGGGUGUCAAGAACAUGAGGACCAGGCUCUGUCCCGAGUCCAGGAAGAGCGCCCGGAAGCUGUAUGAGCGUGCUCUCAAACUGAGAAAGAACAACCAUCACCUCUUCACCACCACCAUCAACUUAAACAACAUGAACGAUGGGUGGUAUGGCGCUUUGAAAGAGACCACCCAGCAGCAGCAGAACCAGUUGGUCUGGGUCUCAGAGGGCAAGGCAGAUGGCGCUCCUGACGAUGACCUUGACAUCCACGACGACCGCCUCUCCUACCUCUCGGCACCGGGCAGUGAGUACAGCAUGUACAGCACCGACAGCCGCCACACUUCUGACUACGAGGACACCGAUACGGAGGGCGGGGCCUACACCGACCAGGAGCUGGAUGAGACCAUGAACGAUGAGGUGGGCCUACCCAGCGAGCCUGCCAUCACACGCUCAUCUGAACCUGUCCGAGAGGACCCGCCGGUCAUCCAGGACGCAACUGGGUACCCGAGCUACCAGCAUGCUGUGCCGCAACCGGAGCCAGUUAAUCGCAUCGACCCGGCCGGGUUUAAGAUGGCAGCGCCUCAGCAGCAAGCAGAGGCUGCUCUGGCCUCACCGCCCCCUCCCUCUGCAGCGGCAGCAGCGCCCCCUGCUGUCCAACCCACCACGCCUCUAGCGGGUACGAACCCAGAGGAGCCGUCUGGCACCCCUCAGGCCGACUCCCUUAACAGCCCCGUCCCCGUUCCCGACCCCCAGCCCGAACCUGAGCUCACUCAGCUCCCAACACAUGACCCCCACCAGUUGCUUCCUCCUGGCCCAGAUCCAAAGAUGUAUAAAAAGGAUCUGUACAGCGUGGAUGAGGCGGUGCGAGUGAACCACGGCGUGAAGCCUCCCCCUCCCCAGCAGCAGCCUUUAGGCCCCCCCACCUCGCUCUCCUACAGCCACCAGCCUGUCUACCAGGACCAACAGCCAUACCGCCAGUACGAGCACCCGCCUUAUGGCUACGACGGUGGCGGCUAUGCACAACCAAAGCCUCACAAUUACGACCCGCACCUGCACUACGACAGCCGUGUGCCUCACUACAACGAGCAGUGGCCCCCUUACGACCAGCAGCAGACUUCACCCCAACCGCCGCCCACGUCCGGCUACGCUCAGGCCCACAAGCCGCCUCCUCCUCCACUGGGGUACAGACCCCGCUCUCCAUACGAGGACUGUCCAACCAGGGAUUUCAGCCCCCCUCAGUCCCAAUAUGAUGGUGUGUCCCCAAUGAGCUACGAUAACCGGCCGCAGCACGCCAAACACGCCCCUGCUCGCUACGAAGAGCCGCCUCCUCCAGUCUCCUACGACGCCCGCUCACCCUUCGUGUCUGAUCCGCAUGGAUUCCCAGGCAAUGCGCAUCGCUCCCCUGAUCCGCCCAAGCAGUAUUACGGCGACGCUGCAAUGAGACCCUCGUACAACCCUGGAGUGCCGAACCGAGCGUAUAAAGCAGCACCGCACGAGCCCGUGAUGAACUCUGAACCUCCCGCUCCGCCCCCCAAACCCGAGGCCGUCUUGUCUUCAGGAGAUCCGCCUCACCCUGCAGCUCCCAAACCAUUGCCGCCUCCCCCCAGGGAUGAUGACGACGAUGAAGACCCUGCCAUGAAGCCCCAGUCUGUGCUCAACCGGGUCAAAAUGUUCGAGAACAAGCGCUCCGUGUCUGUUGACCGAGCCAAGGAUAUGCCGGAAGUAACAGGAAUUAGGCCCACAGAUCUCCCAAAACCUGUGAGCACACCUGGUCCUGUGCUUAAAGCCAACUCUCUCAGCAACCUGGAGCAGGAGAAACACUCUUACAGAGCCCCAGAGCCCCAGAAACCUCAUCCGUGUGUAGGGGACGAGGUGGUCCGCUCCAACCACCAUGACCCAGAUGAAGAUGAAGAGUAUUACAGGAAGCAGCUGUCAUAUUUUGACCGCCGCAGCUUUGACAACAAGGCCAUGAAUCAGCCCAACACUGGAAUCAAUCGCUUUCACGAGUCGCCCAAACCUCCUCAGCCCCAGGUCGCAUAUCCUUUCGCCAGGACGGAGUCUGUGGAGAAGGUGAGUCCUGUGGACAAGAGGUAUGACACCCUGCCGCCUGCCAACCCGUCACCUGCUCCAUACAGCCAGCCCACGCCUGCUGCUCCACCCACAUCCCUGCCCAAACUCAGCAACAUCGACGUAAACUCGCUGCCAGAUCCUCACAGCUCUCCCAAAGCCAAACCGGACCUGCCGGCUCUCAGAGCUCCCGCCCGGGACGACCCCAUCCAGACCAGCUACCUGCCCCCCAAGUCUUCUAUCAACGGCACGGACGCCCCUCCCAAAACGCUAGGUGUCCCUACCAGCUACAACCGCUACGUCCCCAAGCCUUACACCAGCUCCGCCCGACCCUUCGAGCGCAAGUUCGAGAGCCCCAAAUUCAACCACAACCUGCUUCCCAACGACACGCAGUCCAAACCCAGUGUGAACAACAACCUGAAACCUCAAAUCUCGGCCCAGCCCCUGGACACCGACAGCGGGGUCGACACUUUCACACGCACCAUGGACAACAGGCCCAAGAAUCAGCACAACAACAUAAACGCCCUUCCCAAGUCCAUUCCUGUCAGCCCUAAUGCACUGGAUGAUGAUGUGGAAGACGAAGGUCACACUGUGGUCGCCACUGCGCGGGGCAUCUUUAAUUGUAACGGUGGGGUGUUGAGUUCCAUAGAGACAGGAGUCAGUAUUAUCAUCCCGCAAGGAGCGAUUCCAGAUAGCGUGGAGCAGGAGAUCUACUUCAAAGUGUGCCGGGACAACAGCAUUCUGCCCCCUCUGGACAAAGAGAAAGGUGAAACUCUGCUCAGUCCUCUGGUGAUGUGCGGCCCUCACGGUCUGAAGUUCCUGAAGCCCGUGGAACUGCGUCUACCACACUGUGCAUCUAUGACCCCUGAUGGUUGGUCUUUUGCUCUAAAAUCCUCCGACUCCUCGUCGGGUGACCCCAAAUGCUGGCAAAACAAGUGUCUACCAGGAGACCCCAAUUACCUGGUGGGCGCCAACUGUGUGUCCGUGCUGAUCGACCACUUCUGAAGAGCGCAACAGCUGGUCUGUUACUGAACGUCAGCGCAUGGACCCUUCUCCAGCUCUUCUACUCAGGAGGAGGGAUUUGCACCACUUUAUGAAGUAUUCAUUCUUCCAUCUUUUCUUUGAUGGGCUGAAGCGGCGUGCCCAAAAAAUCUCUUUGAGAACAGCACUGAUGGCACAGUACUACAGAGCGCUCCUUUUACUAUUCCCUUUGUUUUCCUUCUCUCUCCCCCCCUCCCUUUUUCUUUAGCUUUUGGUGCUUGAAGAAUUGCAAAAAAUUACUGAAUAAAUAAAUUACUGAAAUCGAACUGCUAAUGGAAUGCAUGACCUGUGCCACAGACAGUCGGAAAGAUUUCUCCCAUUUUUGACAUUUGUAGCGUCUUUUUCUCCAAAUAAUUAGAAGUCUUGAACGGAACCGGAAAAACAAUAGAUGGAAAAAUGAAGUCAUUUUACGUAAAACAAGUGAAUCCUACCAAUGUGCUCCCAAACAGAAAAGUCCAUGUAUGCAGAGCUUUUUUUGUUUGCGAGGUCGUGUGUUUUUCGUGGAACGCUGUAAUUGAUUUUCACGGAUCUGGAAAGCAUGUCGGUUUGUAGAGAAUGAAGAACAAUUGAGACUUUCUGAAGUGAAGAACUGAUUAUUGAAGGAAUGUGACUUUUGCACUCGUCUGCUCAUGGACUUCUCUCUGGCUAAAAACGAAAAAAAUGGGCUCUUUUUCUGCUCUCUGGUUUUGAAGCGAUUUUUUCUAGCGUCGAUAAACACUGACUGUGGUUUUCCGAAACUCCUGCUGUCUAGAGAUCUAUGCAUGUGCUAUGACUCAGGUCCAAACGCCUGCUACUAAGUUGAGUACACAAACCUACCCAUCAUACACUGCAAGCAGUGAUGCCUUAUCUGCAUUUUUUUGUUGUUUUGUUACUUUGACCCGAAAGACGUCGAAUUUCUGUUACAGAGGGAAGGACACGAAACUCUCCCACCGUAAUGAAGCGGGAUAUUUAGCACACAAUGAAGUCUGAUCAACAGGUCCGCUUUCUCACUGCUAUGCAUAUGAAGUCAAAGAAUAUACAAGAACGUGUUUCAAUUACAGCUGUAUAUAUUGUGCUAGCAUAUGGCCUUGGUUCGCUGUAAAUGACCUUUUGUACAUCUUUAUUUUGUAUAAAAACCUAACAUGGAAAAAAUUUCUUAACAAAAAAAAAAAAAGGAAAACUAUAACAUUGGUUAUGUUUGUAUUCCGGUUAUACUUCUGAGCUUUGGAAUUUACCUUAGCACUACGGAGAAAAAAACUGAAGCGAAUUUGAAAAAUUACAAAAUAAAUG
Messenger RNA from Sinocyclocheilus grahami, 7407 nucleotides. It is a transcript of the gene tjp1b, whose product is annotated as tight junction protein 1b. The record is from RefSeq and is a predicted model, not a curated record. Gene Ontology annotation, molecular function: cell adhesion molecule binding. Lineage: Eukaryota; Metazoa; Chordata; Actinopteri; Cypriniformes; Cyprinidae. The transcript has 31 exons. The coding region runs from base 82 to 6102 and encodes 2006 amino acids. Gene Ontology annotation, cellular component: bicellular tight junction; plasma membrane. Gene Ontology annotation, biological process: protein localization to cell-cell junction; regulation of apoptotic process; positive regulation of blood-brain barrier permeability.